CAAUCAGUUUUAUAGUUCAAUGUUAUUCUGUGGUUCAAUGAAGAUUGAAGGUGUUUAAUGCGUUUGUUUUUUUCAAUGGUUCUGUGCUGUUUCAUGGGUGACCGUAGGAGAGCGCGUGUGAUAGUCCCCAAUUUCUUAUCAGUAUCCAUUUUCAUAAAAACCUACACCGACGGUGGCCGCGGUCUAGCGAAGUAGCGAGCGCCGAUUCCGAGCGGCGAGCACUAGCCACUGGUGCCUGUAAAGUAGUGUUAUAUUAGUACUUGUUGUUUAUACUUUUAUAGUAGUAAUAAAUAAUUGAAAUACCGUUGUGCUGUGGAAGUCAUUAUAGUGCGUUUAGUUGUGUCAUUAUUAUUGUGUCGAUAAUUUAAUACUAUUGAUACUGAAAACGUCGGAUUGAUACCGACGUGAAGAACUAUUCCUCAACGUUUUAGUUAUUAUGCCGAAAAGUUCGUUCAUGAGACGACAAUGAACAUCAUAGCGAAUCACAAUCGUUUCCGUCCGAAACGCUGAGUAGCCGUCCGUUAAGGUAGGUCGGUGGUUGUGGUCAUUGCUGGGGUGUGUCUGGAGAUCGCACGGACGAUGCAACACAGUAGUGGCGUGAUCGGCAAACCGGACACGGUCAGACCGGCCAAGCAUAAUGGUGGCAACAUCGCUGGUAUGUAUGACCUGGAGCAGACGCUCGGCAAGGGUCACUUUGCCGUCGUUAAGAUGGCCAGGCAUGUGUUCACUGGUGAACAGGUAGCCGUCAAGGUGAUYGACAAGAACAAGCUAGAAGAAGUUUCUCGUAAUCAUCUAUACCAGGAGGUUCGUUGUAUGAAACUAGUGCAACAUCCUAAUGUUGUGAGAUUAUAUGAAGUGAUUGAUACACACAGUAAAUUAUAUCUCAUACUUGAGCUAGCUGACGGUGGAGAUUUAUAUGAUUACAUUAUGAGACAUGAAGGAGGAUUGUCUGAGCAAUUGGCUUGUGAAUAUUUUGCACAGAUUGUACGAGCAAUAUCAUACUGUCACAAACUGCAUGUGGUUCAUAGAGAUUUAAAACCUGAAAAUGUUGUAUUUUUUGAAAAACAAGGAAUUGUGAAACUUACAGAUUUUGGUUUUAGCAAUACAUUUUGUCCAGGUCAAAAAUUAGAAACGUCGUGUKGUUCGUUGGCUUAUUCUGCUCCUGAAAUUUUGAUUGGAAAUUCAUAUAAUGCUACUGCUGUUGAUAUCUGGUCAUUAGGAGUUAUUUUGUACAUGUUGGUAUGUGGUGAAGCACCAUUUCAUUCAGCUAAUGACAGUGAAACUUUAACAAUGAUUAUGGACUGUAAGUACAAAGUGUCCAGUCAUGUUUCAGAAGAAUGUAAAACACUUAUUGGUCGCAUGCUUGUGCGAAAUCCUGAGAAACGAGCUAAUCUUGACGAGAUUACUGCAGAUGUUUGGUUGAAAGAUGUCAAAGUGAUAAAUGAUGACGAGAGUCYGUUGGUGUCUAAACAAUUAAUUAACGAUGAUGACCAUGCAUUAAUUAUUCAAAAAAUGAUUAGUGGAAAAAUUGCAACAAAAGAACAAAUUGUGGAGGCUCUAGAUAAAAACGAGUAUAAUCAUAUUACGGCUACUUAUUAUUUACUUGCAGAAAGAAAAUUGAAGUCUGCUACACCAAAAAAAUCUCAAAAUUGCAAAAUUGAUCCGAAUAUUUCUCAGUUAAAAUUAGAUGAUAAUAAUUCUAAUCAAAAUAAUGCUACCAUGGUAGUCAAUGUUGCGCCUAAAUCUGCUACAUUAGCAUCAUUACAUUCUGAUCGUCCUAAAAGAACACGAAAGUGUAGUGUUGUAGUUGAAGAAGAAGAUGAAAAGGAAAAUGAGGAAGAUGAUGAUGAUAAUAGUUCAUUAAAUCGAAGGGGCUCUCGGUCGGAAGGAAAAUUGAAUACAAUAGCUUCUGAACUAAGAACAAAAAAACUUUCGAUUACUGAAAUUCACGAAACGACUUCAACAUCUGUUUCUGUUGCAUCUAACAAAACCCCACCACCCUUUGUGUCUUCUCACAGUUCACCACAGCUACUUCUUGAUGAUAAGCAAAAUAGAAUUAGCAAUUAUAUAACAUAUGAACAAAGACGGAGCAAAAUGCAUAAAAACCGUACAGCAUCCUGUAGCAGUUCUGAAACUAGUGAUGAUGAUACUGAUGGGCGUAAAAAGCGAGGCAGUAGUAGGUCUUUGGCUUCAUUUAAGGGUAAUGAUAAGGAUCCUGAUAACGAUGGAAUGGGAAAUGCUGGUGGGCAAGGGACAGAGCCAUCACAAGACCAUAAUACCGAUGACCAAAAAAGAGAUGAAAAUAGUGGAAAUAAAACAGAAAGACCAAGUGGAAGUGCUGCGGGCAGACGACGAUGUAUAAGUGCCAAUGUCAGAAGUCGUAGGGGUAGAUCAGCUGAAACUAGAUUAAGAGAGAGUCAUAGUUUGAAUCGUAUAACUGAAGUUCAAGAAUCUGAAGUWAACACCCCCAGUUCAACUGCUAACUGCGAUAAUUUUGAAUUCACCAACAAAAGUUGUCAUGUGUCUGUAGAAAACACUGUUGCUGAUAAAAACCCUGCAACCAUAUCAACAACUUUACCACAAUAUAAAAAACACCAGACGUCCAAACGUAUCUCUUUGUUUAGUAAGUAUUUGAAUUUACAAAAAAAAUUGUGUUCACAAAUUCUGUUUAGCAAGAAGAACACUGAUAAUCGUUUAUAUAAGGCAAAAUCGUGUUCAGAAAUGGCUAACUCCAAAAUUGCCAUAAGAGAAGUAAGUGCAGACAGGUGUUGAUCCCUUUGGCUCCACACAACAAUGAAUUAUUUAGUCAAGGUGUAUUCAACAAACAAUUCCUUUUUAUCAUUGAAUUUCCACAAGAAAUUAUUCCUAAAUUUUUACGGCUCCUAUUAUGACUUUGAACACAAUAUUCCCUGAAAACUAAUCUAUCACUCACUAAAUAUAUUUUMUAUUAUACUUAUUGACUUGUUUUAGCAUAGAAGUAUUUUUUUUUUUUAAGAAAAUUAAAUUUGUUAAUUUUUAACCAAAGUUAAUUUUUACACACAUAUAUUUUUAUACAUGAGACUUGCUUAAAUGUGCAGUACAAUUAUUAAGACGCACAUCAAACUAUUUGUUUUUGUUUAAGUUUUUAGUCAAUACCAAAUUGUUAUUAUUUUUGAUUGUAUAAUAUAUUAAAUUUAUUGGUUAAAAGGAAAAACAAUAACAUUUUACUAGAUAAUUAAUGAAAUCGACUAGUCAAUUUUACCCUCAAUAAAG
Molecule: messenger RNA, 3252 nt
Organism: Diuraphis noxia (Russian wheat aphid)
Lineage: Eukaryota; Metazoa; Arthropoda; Insecta; Hemiptera; Aphididae
Gene: Snrk
Product: SNF related kinase
Biological process (GO): protein phosphorylation; intracellular signal transduction
Cellular component (GO): cytoplasm
Molecular function (GO): ATP binding; protein serine/threonine kinase activity
Source: RefSeq, a predicted model, not a curated record